CGGUGGGCGGAGGAAGAGGAGGAGGAGGAGGAGGAGCAGGGAGGCUCCUGCCUUCUUCUUCCUCCAGGCCCACUUCAACAACUUCCAGAACCCUUCAGAACAAACUUUCCUCCCUGGUUCCGUGAAACCCAAACUACCGAACUUCGCGUCUCGGAGGGGGAAAAACACGCAGCGGAUCCCCGCGGAGCGCAGCGGGUCAGCGGCAUGUCGGGCAGGUCCGGGGCCGCCUGGAAGUGACUGCUAGGCGGGUUGGAGCUCCGGACGUCCCCCGCUGCUGGGGGAUGGAGGGAGAAAAAGAGGCUUCAGAGGAGGAGGAGGACCUUCAUCACAUCCCAGGUGACCACCAGGAGCUUCCCAUCAUGCACUGGGAGGAGCUGAACCAGCGGAUCUCUGAGCUGGAGGAGCAGGAGCAGGAGAGGAGGGAGAAGAGAAAGAACGGAGCUGAUGGUGCUGCGUGUCUGCAGAGGAGGACGGGGCUCAGGACGGAGGAGAAGCAGGGAGGAGACCGGAGGAACGUCUGCGAGGAAGAUGAGGAAGAUUCCCGGAGGAGUCGAGUCGCUGCUUCACGUUCCAGGUUGAACCACAGGAACCUGCAGCUGUGCUUCAUCAACAACAGUGACAGCGAGGAAGAGGAGGGGGCGGACAGAAAGGUUCCCAUGGGAGCAGGACACAAUGGUUGCCAUGGCGCUGGCUUGAAGCAGGAAGUGGCUGCAGCUCUGAGAGCGCUGAGAGACGAUCUGCUGGCAGAGCAGAAGGAGGAAGAGGAGGAGGUUGUGUUACUGAGUGGCCAGGCGGGCUGCAGCUGUGUCGCCCAGCGGGAACAUCUGGAGCGCUGGCAGCUGCAGGGUCGCUCUCUGCAGACGCUCCGCAGUCUGAAGGCGUCGCUGCAGCAGGAAGUUCACGCUCUGAGCUCUGAACUGGUGGCCCACCUGUUGGUCCGGGACCAGCUGAGGACCAAGCAGGACGCCAUGCUGCUGGACGUCCAGGACCUGACCUGAGCCAGAACCGGGAUCCGGGGCGAGCCUGUUCCGGGUCGGGACGGCGAGGGAAGAGUAAACGAUGAAAGCAGAACAGAGACGGAGCUCAUCUGCAGGAACAUGAAGGACAGAACCAUGACUCGGCGUUUCUGGACCAGCUCGUUAACUCAGGUGUGAGCGUCUUAAGCAGGGCGUGGCCUUGGCGUCCGGCAGCAGCAUCCUGGGAACGCCACGUUUCUACAGCUCCACAUGUGGAGCAGCUGUCUCUAAAACAUUUACUAAAGCAGAAACCUUAUUCAGCGUAAACGUUUUAUACAAGAUGUUAAAGACCAUUAUCAGCAGUUUCUUCUUUCUAACCUCAAACACAUCUUUUAAUGAACCGACUGAUGGCAAAUAUAGAAAUAUAUAUUCAUAUUUAUAUUUUAUUAUCGGUUAAAAACAGAGUUUUAUUAAAGCAGGGGGAAUAUUUUCUUCUAACAGCAGCUUUAUAUUCAGAUAUUUAGAUCAUUUCCCGGAUUAGUCUGAAUAAAAGCAUGUUUUCAGCGUAAGAAUUAACAGAAGGAAUGUUUUAUGAUGUGAAUUUAAAGGACCUGUUUCCACUGUGACUUUUUAAAAUGUAUUUUAUGAUGUAAAACAUGAUAACACGUGUUGGAAAGUUAAAAUCUUCUUAAAGAUGUUUGGAGGGAAAAUUAACUCUUCCUGUGUGAAUGUGUGUUUUUUAAAAUAACUUUUCUCAUUU
Messenger RNA from Fundulus heteroclitus (mummichog), 1716 nucleotides. RefSeq names its product schwannomin-interacting protein 1. Gene Ontology annotation, cellular component: cell junction; plasma membrane. Lineage: Eukaryota; Metazoa; Chordata; Actinopteri; Cyprinodontiformes; Fundulidae. The record is from RefSeq and is a predicted model, not a curated record. The transcript has 7 exons. Gene Ontology annotation, biological process: positive regulation of hippo signaling. The coding region runs from base 282 to 998 and encodes 238 amino acids.